Molecule: messenger RNA, 837 nt
Organism: Chrysoperla carnea
Lineage: Eukaryota; Metazoa; Arthropoda; Insecta; Neuroptera; Chrysopidae
Exons: 6
Coding region: 30-833 (267 amino acids)
Source: RefSeq, a predicted model, not a curated record
GAGCCUACGCAUAUAUACGACGGAGCUAUAUGGAUUAUUAUAAAAUGAGUGGAAUUAGAAAAGCUACAUAUGUAGGCUUAGUAGUUUUUGUUUUAGUGAAUAUUUCCUCAUAUAUAAAUGAUGAAAAACAUUAUGCAAAAGCUACAUUAAAUGAUGCCAUUGUACAAAAUAUAUUAGCAAAUAAAAUCAAUCAGUUGCAACAAAAGCAAAUAAAAUUUUGCAGAAGUAACAUCGCAACAUUAACAGCAUUAUUAUCGUAUGCUUGCACUCAGGCUCAAACUAACACAACGUCUAGAGCAGCAUGUAUAUCCUGCUUUACAGCUGCAACAGCAAAUGUGUUGUCACCCACAUUGCUCUCAAGUUUACUACCAUGUGCCACGUUGUAUUUUAAUACUGGAAAUUACGCAGCUUGCGUCACCACGUUGCAGUCAGCAGUUACCACAAAUGUUCAAGUUAAUUCCACCACAGGUUGCCCGACUGGAUAUUGUACAUUUGUUCAAUGUUUACGGAAAGUUCAAGCUAAUGCAUUGGUAGAUAUGUGUUAUAUGAAUUCAAUCACAGGAAAUAAUCUUAACGAAGCAGCUGGACGAACGAAUCAUUACUUAUUAACGACAUCAUGCAUAUUAGCAAUGACACGUUGUAAUCCAACCAAUCCCAUAUCGGGUGCAGCCCAAAAUAUUAAUACCACACCAGUUUAUAAUUCACUACAAGUUUCGAGAAAUGGUGAUUUACGUAUUAUAACUGUUCCCCGUUCUUGUUGCGGAACGGCAUCAGGAUAUUGUUUAGCAGACACAACUCUAACGCAAUCAGGCUGGGGAACAAUUAUAUGUUGAUGUA